AUGUUUUCCUUCCUCCCUACCCCACCUUCCUCUCCUCCAGCAGCUGAUCUGUUCCUGCCACCCUCUCCCGGUGACUGCAGUGCCUUCCCCAGCUCCCCCAUCCUCUGCCCUGAACUUUGCUUCUGCAUCCCUUGCCAGGACAGACCAACCCUACCACCUCCCUCUCCACCCCACCAUUUCCACUGCCUUCAUCCCCUGCACAUCUCACUCCUCCCAACUGAAUCCUUCCCACUGCAGGGAGCUGCUGAGGAGCCACAUGGUCCAUCCCUGGAUUCUCCAAGCACUGACUCCCCAUCCACUCUGACCACAGCCAGGGGACACAUCCCACUGCCUGCCCAGCAUCCAUCCAUGGAGGUGACCACCGUGUCCCCAUCUCCUGCCUCACCCACUGAAGGAGACAAUCUGUGUGAGACAGAUGUCACCAGCAUGUCCAUACACAGUGUGUCCCUGCUCAUCUGCCUCUGUGGGCUGGCUGGGAACGGGGCUGUGCUCUGGCUCCUUGGCUCCUGCUGUUUGUACAGGAACAGCACCAUCCUUUACAUCCUCGGGCCGACUCUUUUAGACUUCCUCUUCCUUCUCUUUCUGUUGCCCUCCACUCUGCUCUUCCUGCUGGAGAAUGUGUCCUGCUCUGUCAUCAUGCCCUUGGGCUAUGUGUGGUUGCUUUUCAGGGUGUCACUGCUGUCAUACAGCUUGUGGCUGUACACGCUGACAUUCAUCAGCAUCAAGAGGUGCACGUCCAUCCACUGCCCGCUCUGGCUCUGCUGCCACCGUCCCCAGCACCUGUCAUGGGUGGUCUUUGCCCUGCUCGGGGCCUUCUUCAUCAUUCUCAUCACUAUCUUUGCCGUGAUGCUUUCUCUGUGCAUGUUCCAGCUAUCUGAGCACUGCUGGGUGUCUCUCACCUCCAUGUACACCUUCAACCUCCUCCUCUGUGCUCCCUUCAUGCUCGUUUCCAGCAUAAUCCUCUUCAUUAAGGUCAAGCCUGGCUCCCAUCAGCAGCAGCCCAAGAGAUUUGACAUUGUUAUCUGCCUCAUUGUGCUCUUCACUCUGCCCCGCAGUCUCUGCAAUUUCCUGCAGGAGCUCGGCUACACCGUUGUGCCCUCCCAGGCUGUUUUCCUGCUCGCCUGCAUCAGCAGCACCAUCAACCCCUUCAUCUACUUCUUGGUGGGGAGGUGCAGGAGGCCCUGCUCCAUGGGGUCCCUACGGCUCUCCCUCAGGAGGAUCUUUGAGGAGCCAGAAAAAAACAUUGCCCACAGGGAUGAUCCCUCUGUGGACACAGUGCUCUGAGCCUGUUGAUCCCUUCCACUGCACUGCUGAAGGACCCUGGGACAGUGGCUGAGAGAUUCCUUGAGUCUCCUGAUCAAUAAAUCCCCACAGGGUCACCCUCCCUGUGCUGGUGCAUCCCCA
Messenger RNA from Haemorhous mexicanus (house finch), 1404 nucleotides. RefSeq names its product mas-related G-protein coupled receptor member H-like. Gene Ontology annotation, biological process: G protein-coupled receptor signaling pathway. Gene Ontology annotation, cellular component: membrane. The transcript has a single exon. Bases 1 to 1284 code for a protein of 427 amino acids. The record is from RefSeq and is a predicted model, not a curated record. Gene Ontology annotation, molecular function: G protein-coupled receptor activity. Lineage: Eukaryota; Metazoa; Chordata; Aves; Passeriformes; Fringillidae.